Messenger RNA from Dermochelys coriacea (leatherback sea turtle), 1561 nucleotides. RefSeq names its product trafficking protein particle complex subunit 13 (gene TRAPPC13). The record is from RefSeq and is a predicted model, not a curated record. Lineage: Eukaryota; Metazoa; Chordata; Testudines; Dermochelyidae. Gene Ontology annotation, cellular component: TRAPPIII protein complex. The transcript is spliced from 13 exons. The coding region runs from base 95 to 1348 and encodes 417 amino acids.
CAGACCUCUAUCGUUGUUCCUUUCGCCAUCAGCAGAAUCUUGGCCUAGGUGGAUCCCGUAGGCGGCGAAGGCCCAGAGCUGGGAGGCCGAGGCAAUGGAUGUGAAUCAGCCGAAGCAGGAGCAUCUGCUGGCCCUGAAAGUGAUGAGGUUAACCAAGCCUACAUUAUUCACCAAUAUUCCAGUGACCUGUGAAGAGAGAGACUUGCCAGGAGAUCUGUUGAAUCAACUCAUGAAAGAUGACCCUUCCACCGUAAAAGGAGCAGAAACAUUAAUGCUAGGAGAAAUGCUGACUUUGCCUCAGAACUUUGGAAAUAUAUUUCUGGGAGAGACCUUUUCCAGUUACAUUAGUGUACAUAAUGACAGUAAUCAAGUUGUCAAGGACAUAUUGGUAAAGGCUGAUCUUCAGACAAGUUCUCAGCGAUUAAACCUUUCAGCUUCCAGUGCUGCAGUGGCAGAACUUAAAUCUGACUGUUGCAUUGAUGAUGUUAUUCACCAUGAAGUAAAGGAAAUAGGAACACACAUCUUAGUAUGUGCAGUAAGUUAUACUACACAGACAGGAGAGAAGAUGUACUUCAGAAAGUUCUUCAAAUUCCAGGUUCUCAAACCACUAGAUGUAAAAACAAAAUUCUAUAAUGCUGAGAGUGACCUCAGUUCUGUGACAGAUGAAGUAUUUCUGGAAGCUCAGAUUCAGAAUAUUACAUCCUCUCCAAUGUUUAUGGAGAAGGUUUCAUUAGAGCCGUCUAUUAUGUACAACGUAGCAGAACUAAAUACUGUCAACAAAGCUGGGGAAAGCGUCUCUACAUUUGGUUCAAGGACAUAUUUACAACCUAUGGAUACUCGUCAGUAUUUAUACUGCCUAAAACCCAAGCAGGAAUUUGCAGAGAAAGCUGGAGUGAUUAAAGGUGUAACAGUAAUUGGAAAACUAGACAUCGUUUGGAAAACAAACUUAGGUGAACGGGGAAGGUUGCAGACCAGCCAGCUCCAAAGAAUGGCCCCAGGUUAUGGCGAUGUAAGACUUUCUUUGGAGACUAUACCAGAUACUGUAAAUCUGGAAGAGCCUUUUGACAUUACGUGUAAAAUAACAAAUUGCAGCAGUGAAAGAACUAUGGAUCUGGUUUUGGAAAUGUGCAAUACUAAUUCCAUUCACUGGUGUGGAGUUUCAGGAAGACAGCUUGGAAAGCUACACCCCAGUUCAUCCCUUCAUCUUGCACUUACACUAUUGUCUUCAGUACAGGGACUACAGAGCGUCUCUGGCUUAAGACUAAUGGACACGUUUUUGAAGAGAACAUACGAAUAUGAUGAUAUUGCACAAGUUUGUGUAAUUUCUUCAAAAGUAAAAGAACAUUGAAGAAAAAUCCUUUUAACAUUUCCCCUGGAGGUUCUUGGACCAACUUCCUACAUUUUACAUCUGAAUGAUGGCAAAAUCAUGUUUAAAACAUCUGCAAACAAUAUAAGAAUGUUUAUUUGUCUUCUGUGAGCAUUUUUGAAAUGUUUUAAAAUAUGUUUUAAAGAGAACUAUACAUUUUAUCUAUUUGAAAAUAAAAUCUUUAAAGUCUGAAAA